Molecule: messenger RNA, 3384 nt
Organism: Caenorhabditis remanei
Lineage: Eukaryota; Metazoa; Nematoda; Chromadorea; Rhabditida; Rhabditidae
Exons: 11
Coding region: 1-3384 (1127 amino acids)
Biological process (GO): DNA-templated transcription
Cellular component (GO): RNA polymerase I complex; nucleus
Molecular function (GO): ribonucleoside binding; DNA-directed RNA polymerase activity; DNA binding
Source: RefSeq, a predicted model, not a curated record
AUGGACUGUGACAUAGCCUCAUACCACGUCUCAUCAUUCGAUUUUCUCGUAACAGAAGGAUGUCAGUUCGCCGCCCAGGCUGUUCCGGCAGAAAAGUUCCGUCUAAAAAAUGGAGAUGCUGUUACCAUGAAGUUCACGUCGGCACAGCUUCAUAAACCAACUCUGGACAACGGAGCGAAGUUAACAAGCGACACACUCCCACUGUAUCCAGCAGAGUGUCGUCAGCGAGGAUUAACGUAUGCCGGAAAUUUGAAAGUUGGAAUCGAUGUUCAUGUCAAUGGUACUCGUUUGGACAUUAUUGAAACCAUUCUGGGAAAGGUACCUAUUAUGCUUCGCUCAGAAGGAUGUAAUCUUCGCGGAAUGUCCCGAAAGGAAUUGGUCGCAGCUGGUGAAGAACCAAUUGAAAAAGGAGGAUAUUUCAUUGUGAAUGGAUCGGAAAAAGUAAUCAGACUUUUGAUUGCUAACCGAAGAAAUUUCCCGAUCGCAAUCAUUCGAAAAACAUUCAAAGAGAAAGGAAAACUUUUCUCAGAGUUCGGAGUAAUGAUGAGAAGUGUUAAAGAGAAUCAUACGGCCGUGAUGAUGACAUUGCACUAUUUGGAUACUGGAACCAUGCAAUUAGCUUUACAAUUCCGAAGAGAAAUCUUCUACGUUCCCUUAAUGUAUGUUGUGAAGGCAUUGACAAAUAAAAAUGAUGCAGUGAUAAUGGCUGGAUUCAAGAGAGGAAGAAAUCAAGAUCAAUUCUUCUCUUCUUGUGUUCUGAACAUGUUGGCUCAAUGUCAAGAAGAAGGAAUUCUUCAUCAAGAAUCUGCAAUCAGAGCUAUUGGUUCUCGAUUCCGUGUAGCAAUUGCUGAUAGAAUUGCACCAUGGGAAGAUGACUUGGAAGCUGGAAAGUUCAUUAUUAGAGAAUGCGUACUCGUGCAUUUGGAUUCGGACGAAGAGAAGUUCUACACGUUGGCAUAUAUGGCGCAGAAGUUGAUUGCUCUUAUCAAAGGAGAAUGUGCCCCAGAGACACCUGACAAUCCACAAUUUCAAGAAGCUUCUGUAUCUGGACAUAUCCUGUUGUUGAUUUUGAGAGAAAGAAUGGAAAAUAUUAUUGGAGUUGUCAGAAGAAAACUAGAGUUUAUGAGUUCGAGAAAAGAUUUUAUCUUAACUAGCUCUGCAAUUCUCAAAGCUCUUGGAAAUCACACUGGUGGUGAAAUUACACGUGGAAUGGCUUAUUUUUUAGCUACUGGAAAUCUAGUGACACGUGUUGGAUUGGCUCUUCAACAAGAAUCUGGAUUCUCAGUGAUUGCUGAAAGAAUUAACCAACUUCGUUUUGUUUCACAUUUCCGUGCAAUUCACAGAGGAGCUUUCUUCAUGGAAAUGAGAACAACCGAUGUUCGAAAGCUUCGACCGGAAGCGUGGGGUUUUAUUUGUCCAGUACAUACGCCUGACGGUGCGCCAUGUGGUCUUCUUAAUCACGUAACAGCUUCAUGCAGAAUCGUAACUCAUUUAUCGGAUAAUUCUAGUAUCCCAUCAAUGUUGGCUGAGUUGGGAAUGUAUACACAGAAAACCGUCUCAUUGGCGCCACCUGGAGAAGAGCUCUAUCCUGUUCUAAUGGAUGGAAGAUAUAUUGGAUAUGUUCCAAUUGCAAAAGCUGCGUCGAUUGAACGAUAUCUCCGGUGUGCUAAAGUUGCAAAUGAUGCUAGAAUUCCUUAUACUACCGAGAUUGCUCUUGUCCGCCGCUCGACAGAUAUCAAGAACAUUCAAACUCAAUAUCCUGGAAUUUAUAUUCUCACUGAUCCAGGUCGUCUGAUUCGUCCCGUUCGAAAUUUGGCAAUGGAUUCCGUGGAGCACAUUGGAACUUUUGAACAAGUUUAUUUAUCAGUUGUUUUGGAUCCAGAAGAAGCUGAACCAGGUGUCACUAUGCAUCAAGAAUUGCAUCCAUCAUGUCUUUUCUCAUUUGCUGGAAAUCUGAUUCCAUUCCCAGAUCAUAAUCAGUCGCCACGUAACGUAUACCAAUGUCAAAUGGGUAAACAGACAAUGGGAACCGCAGUUCACUCAUGGCAUUCUCGUGCAGACAACAAAAUGUAUCGGCUUCAAUUCCCACAGCAACCGAUGCUGAAACUGGAAGCUUAUGAGAAAUACGAAAUGGAUGAAUACCCAUUGGGAACAAAUGCGUGCGUAGCAGUCAUUUCAUACACUGGAUAUGAUAUGGAAGAUGCUAUGACAAUCAACAAAGCUUCUUAUCAACGUGGAUUUGCUCACGGAACUGUUAUUAAAGUGGAAAGAAUAAAUUUGGUGACUGAUCGAGAACGGAAAACAAUUUUCUACAAGAAUCCACGUGAAGAUAUGAAAACUGUCUCAGCAGAUGGGCUUCCGAUUCCCGGAAGACGGUAUUUCCUCGAUGAAGUGUAUUAUGUCACUUUCAAUAUGGAAACCGGUGACUUCCGUAGUCAUAAGUUCCAUUACGCUGAGCCAGCUUACUGUGGAAUGGUUAGAAUUGUUGAACAAUCUGAAAGUGGAAGCGGUGCUCAGCAUGCAUUGAUUCAAUGGAGAAUUGAAAGAAACCCAAUUAUCGGAGAUAAAUUUGCAUCACGUCACGGACAAAAAGGAAUUAAUUCAUUCCUUUGGCCUAUUGAAUCUCUGCCAUUUUCGGAAACUGGAAUGGUUCCAGAUAUCAUUUUCAAUCCUCACGGUUUCCCAUCUCGGAUGACAAUCGGAAUGAUGAUUGAGAGUAUGGCUGGAAAAGCGGCAGCAACCCACGGAGAGAAUUAUGAUGCAUCACCGUUCGUAUUCAAUGAAGACAACACUGCAAUUAAUCAUUUCGGAGAGUUGCUCACUAAAGCUGGUUACAAUUAUUACGGUAAUGAGACAUUCUACUCGGGAGUUGAUGGACGACAGAUGGAGAUGCAAAUUUUCUUUGGAAUCGUUUAUUAUCAACGUCUUCGUCAUAUGAUUGCGGAUAAAUUCCAAGUGAGAGCGACCGGACCAAUUGAUCCGAUUACUCAUCAACCAGUCAAAGGACGUAAGAAGGGAGGAGGUAUUCGAUUCGGAGAAAUGGAAAGAGAUGCUAUUAUUGCACACGGAACUUCUUUUGUUCUCCAGGAUCGUCUUCUCAAUUGCUCUGAUCGUGACGUCGCAUAUGCUUGUCGUCGUUGUGGAUCGCUUCUUUCCGUUUUAAUGUCAUCAAAAGCGGGAGCUCAUCUGAUGAAAAAGAAGAGAUCCGAUAAUGAACCAUUGGACUAUACGGAAUCUCAAAGAUGUCGAACAUGUGAUAAAGAUGAUCAAGUAUAUCUUCUCCAAGUGCCACGUGUAUUCCGUUAUUUAACUGCCGAGUUAGCUGCGAUGAAUGUGAAAAUCAAGUUGGGAAUCGAGCACCCAUCGAAAGUCACUGGAAGUUAA